Pelagomonas calceolata is the source of this 1893-nucleotide messenger RNA. NCBI's taxonomy places the organism in Eukaryota, Pelagophyceae, Pelagomonadales, Pelagomonadaceae. The record is from the annotation of a GenBank genome assembly.
AUGCGCAGUUUUUUGCGCGCCACGCUCCACAGCAGACUUCACUGCCGGAGCUCUGUGGAGCUUGAAACCUCGCAGAGACUGCGCAUAGAUCGAACGCGGCGCGCGGCUCCGAAGUGACUUGUGCUCUCUGCUCUCUGCAGCAGGCACUCACACAGAGAGCACGACCAUGGACGUGCGCAUCGCGUACGCAAGUGAAACGGGUAGAGCAGAAGCCCUCGCGUGGCGCUGCCGGAGCUGGCUGCGACUGAGGAACGUCACGACGAGCGACCCGGUCCCGCUCGACGCCCUCACGAGUGAAUCAACGACAACAAUCAUCUUCGCGGCGACCGCGGGAGAUGGAGCACCGCCCUCGAACGGCAAAAAGUUCUGGAGCACUCUGUUAAGGAAGGGCGCCCCGCGCCUGGACGGGAAGCGGUAUGCUUUAUAUGGUCUCGGCGACGCGCGCUACGGCGCGAAGUUCAACGCGUUCGCUAGGCGGUUGGAUGCGCGUCUGGCGCAACUCGGCGCCGCGCGGCUAUGCGAACGAUCGUUAGGAGACGCGUGUACCGUCGAGGGCGCCGAGAGCCUGCUGCCGGGCUUCUUCGCCCGCCUGUCUCCUGCUUUAGGUAUUUCGGAGAGCCUCGAGGCGUCCUUGCAGGGUCGCGUCGGCGACGAGGCUCCUGACCGCGUCGAGGACUACGCGCCGCCCGUCACCAUAAAGAUGGUUGAUGAAGGUUCCACAAUACAAGCGUACGAACGGCGCCUGCUCGCGAAGGAGGGCUGCGCGUCCAUAGCACAAGCGACACUCUCCACAACACAACGACUCACGGAUGAAAACUGGUGGCAGGAGGUGCGCCACGUCGUCUUCAGCGCUUCUGUGACCUACGCCCCGGGAGACGUUGCUGUCUUAGUACCAAGGAACGCCCCGCGCCACGUCCAAGCGGUGUUACGCGCUCUCCAAAAAAACGAUAGGACGAUCUCACUACAAACACCGGUGACGUCCUCAUUGGUCAACGGUACCGUCGAAGACGUGCUGUCCACGUGCUUAGAUCUAGCCACGCCGCUCCCGCAGCGGUCGCUGGGCAUUCUGGCAUUGUUCGUGGUUGGUGAGGACGACACCUCAAAGGAACAGCGACAAAAACUCAAGGAGCUCGCCACCGUUCAAGGCGGCCCGCUGUAUCGCGACUACGUCCGUUCAGAACGGCGCGGCGUCGCUGAUGUGUUGGUCGACUUCGACCGCUGUGCACCUUCAUUAGAAGCGUUGCUCGACGCCUGUCCGAGGCUGCGCCCGCGGCACUACUCGAUAGCGUCGUGUUCUACCGAUACAAUUGAAUUGUGCGUCGCGCGCGCGCUGCUAGAAACGCCUUUAGGACGGAAAGUGUAUGGACUUUGUUCGUCCUGGCUUUGCGAUCUGAGAGAAGGGACUUUGCUGAUAGGCGUGCGCCGGGGCGAGUUCUCGCCCAUCGAACAGGACCCGUUGGUGUUCGUCGGGCCGGGGACGGGCGUCGCUCCCGCUAGAGCCUUCGCGCGGUCUCAGCCUCGAAAUGAUAUGUUGUUGUUCUUCGGGUGCCGCCAUGAAUCGAAGGAUCGGCUCUACGCCGAUGAAUUUGCGGGGCUUUCGAAAUUGGAAGUUGAUGUCUCGGUCUCUAGACAUACGGACGCUAGUCAGAGACGGUACGUGACGAAAGCUUUGAGGGCGCGCGCCACGGAUGUGGCUCAUUGGAUUCUGGAUCGGAAUGCCCGCUUCUAUAUCGCUGGAAAUGCUAAAAUGGCCGCCGACGUGGCGCUGGCGCUGUGCGACUGCCUCGCGCCGCGAUGUGGUGGCUCGCAAAAGGCGGCGGCGCUGCUGCGGAGGUUGGAGCGGGAGGGGCGCUUCGCAACGGAGGCGUUUGGGUAAAUUCUUGUAUGUAUUCA